Messenger RNA from Salvia splendens (bonfire salvia), 870 nucleotides. RefSeq lists its product as uncharacterized. Gene Ontology annotation, biological process: meristem development; meristem maintenance. The transcript has 2 exons. The record is from RefSeq and is a predicted model, not a curated record. The coding region runs from base 1 to 870 and encodes 289 amino acids. Lineage: Eukaryota; Viridiplantae; Streptophyta; Magnoliopsida; Lamiales; Lamiaceae.
AUGACAACACUAAUCUGCUGGAAUAUGGUUGAGCCACACAUGCCACAGCGGGCGUUGCGACAAUUUGGGAUUGUCCAACCUUAUAUCCCGAUUGUCGACCGGUUCCACGGAUCUGAUUUUACGAAACAGGAUCGACGUGGCAAAGCAGGUCGGAACUGGGUUCAGUGGCACGCCAAUCAUAUACAAGAUUGGCAUAAUAGGCACGACACGGUGUAUGUUGAUUUGGAGUACUCAUUGGUGCCUGUUGCUACUGAUGAGUACAUGGAUUGGUGUCGCCGGAUAACCGUGGUGUACCUAACAAAACCUGGGGUGCAUUCUCAUGAGGGCUUCCAUGAAACGGCUGCCUCUCAUCACUACGCGGUGGAGACCCUUCACAAAAUACGCCACUUUCUUAGGGAGCAAGACAUGUCAGGACGGCCGGAUUUAUUCACCAUUUCGAGAAUGGUUGAAGAUGGCCUCCAGAUAUGUGGGGAAGCUGAGACGAUGGACCACCGUCCUUCACAGCGCUCUGAGCUGGACCUUGACAUGCCCGUGCGGCAAAAAGCGAAGCGGCGUGGAAAGAAGAAAGUUGGGGGAGAGUCGUCAUCAUCAAGGAUGGAUACUCAGUUGGUUGAUGAUUCUGAUGACGAUUUUGUGGCUCCACCUCCACCAAGAUCUGCCGUGCGGGGUCGUCACUCAGUCAGCCACACGGGUGGUACAGGAGAAGAUUUCGGUCUCAGCGAUCAACAAUCUCCACCUCGGUCUUCUGCGAGAGACGACAUUGAUUUAGAGAAUGCCGUCGUUGAAGAUACUCCUCCGUCUAGAAUCCCUAAGACCAGCAUCGGGAAGGGAAUCAGUAGUCUGUUUAUGCGUAAAAGGCGAGACGAGUGA